Molecule: messenger RNA, 2218 nt
Organism: Trematomus bernacchii (emerald rockcod)
Lineage: Eukaryota; Metazoa; Chordata; Actinopteri; Perciformes; Nototheniidae
Gene: cdt1
Product: chromatin licensing and DNA replication factor 1
Exons: 10
Coding region: 116-2149 (677 amino acids)
Biological process (GO): mitotic cell cycle; DNA replication checkpoint signaling; DNA replication preinitiation complex assembly
Cellular component (GO): nucleus
Molecular function (GO): DNA binding; DNA polymerase binding
Source: RefSeq, a predicted model, not a curated record
UUCCGGAGAUCUAUUGUGGGUGCUCAGUAUUUAUACCGCACCGACUUCAGGUUAUUGUAGCGACCUGCACCUUCAUCACUCCGCGGUCCCGGUGUCCACCCCGAGCAGCAGCAACAUGUCUCAGGCUAGAGUUACCGACUUCUUCUCCCAGAGAAAGAAAGGCAUCGCCGAGCCAGUGAAAGCAGGCAAGCCGAGCAGGAGCACCGCUGUCGGCCGUGGCUCUGCUGGGAUCACCUCCAAUGUCUCCAGGACCAGGUCAUUACAAAACAAAGGAGAUUUACCUCUGUCCUCCUCCGUCCAUGAAGAGUUUGUCCGAAUGAUCGAUGAGGCAGCGGAACUAGACCCCGGAUCGUGUGUCGGUAACCCCGCGAAGAAUUCCCCCUCCAGCCCCCGGACACCGAAGCGGACCUCGGCUGACACAGAGUUUGACCUCGGGUCUGCGCUGUUCUCAGCCACCGCCGACCACAGCACGGCGAAGAGGAGACGGCAUGCCGAGGCCGGUAGAGAGGCUAAAGCUGCGGUCCAGAAAGCUCCGAAGAGGAAGGCCAGGAAGAAACUACUCCUCCCGCAAGACUCGCCUCAGGCUGCCGCUCAGCCCAGAGAGGAGACCCCCCUCUCAGCUCCUGCAGCCUCUGUGUCUGGACACAAUGAGAAACACCUUAACCUCCAGACCCCCCCACAGAGGAGUCCAGUCCCCAGCAGGAACACUGAAGGACGGGCUUCUAAGGCUCUGGGUAAAGAGGACCUUGCAGCCCUCAAGUCUCGCCUUCAGAGGAUCAAGAAACACGCAGAGAGAAUCCCCAGCCCUGCUUCAGCCCCCACACCAUCCUCUCCAGCUGCUUCAGCUCUCAACAGCACCCCCACACCUGCCAUUUCUGAUGCUAAGACCCUCAAGUCAACUGUAGCACAGGCUAAAGAGCUAGCUGUUAAAGCUCAGCGGAGGAAAGCGGAGCGAGAGGCCAAGAAGAGCAGCCUGAGUGAAACACCAUCCCAGGACAGUACUGAGCAGCCGGCCUACCAGCGGUACCACAACCUCGCCCAGGCCGCCCCCCCGGGGUUGUCCCUGCCGUACCAGUACAAGGUGCUGGCUGAGAUGUUCAGGAGCAUGGACACUGUGGUGGCCAUGCUGUACAACCGCUGUGAGACCACCACCUUCACCAAGCUCAAACAAGGAGUCCAGGACAUGAUGCACAAGCGCUUUGAGGAGAGCCACGUUGGUCAGAUCAAGAUGGUGUUUCCUGAGGCCUACACCUUCAGACAGGAGAAGAACAUCCCCACCUUCACCAGCGGCAUUAAGAAGGGCAGCUACCAGCUCACUGUGGAGCCCGUCGUCCCCUCCGACCAGAAUGAACCUCGUCCUGUCCUCUCGGCCACUCGCCUCCUGGAGAGGAGACAAAUCUUCCACCACAGUCUGGUCUCCGUCGUCAAACAGCACCACAAGGUGUUUCUUUCCACGUUGGUUCCUGUGGUGACUGUUCCAGAGGACAAACUGACCCGCUGGCACCCCCGCUUCAAUGUGGACACUGUCCCAGUCAUCUCCACCAGCCUGCUUCCCCAGCCCCCCCACACCGAGAAACUGUCCACCGCUCAGGAGGUGCUGGACAGGGCCCGCUCCUUCAUCACACCCAAGAUGGAGAAGGCUCUGGCUGCUCUGGCUCUGAAGACUGAAGAGACUAAAGAGCCCACACCUCCACAGAACCCAACAGCCCCCCCACCCCCAGCUCCAUCAGAAACUCAGGCCCCAACGGCCCUGAAAGGAGUGUCCCAGUCCCUGCUGGAGAGGAUUCGGGCGAAGGAGGCCCAGAAGCUCCAGGCAGCCAUGACCAGAAACCCCGUCCAGGAGGGGCGCCUGCUGAUGAUGUCACGGCUCCCCGAGCUGGCCAGGAUUCUCCGGAACGUUUUUGUGACCGAGAAGAAACCAGCUUUAAUAAUGGAGGUGGCCUGUAACAAGAUGGUGGCCAGCUUCAGAUCUGCCCUCAGCUCAGGUGAGAUGGAGAAGCACAUCCGUCUGCUGGCAGAAGUGGCCGGUGAAUGGCUGAAAAUUCAUCCAAUCAGGAAGGACUUUUACCUGAAAUUGAACAAGAACAUGGAGCUCAACAUCGUCCUGGACCAACUGAGCAUCAGACUGCGAGAGGAGGAGAGGACCUGAGAGGACUGACAGAAUAAUGACUGAAUGAUCCAGUGAAGUGGUGACCUCAGUGACCCCCCCCCCCCCCCU